CAGAGACAUUCUUUGGUACUGUUUGUCUUCUGACUCGGGCAUCUUUCAGGAAGAAAGAAGGGAAGAAAGGAAGGGUUUUUGCGCAUCCCCUCUUCGUCCCUCGCGCCCCUCGGUCGGGAUCCAUCGAAGAUGCAGCUCACCGUGGAGUUCGGAGGGGGACUGGAGCUUCUGUGUAAUUCUGUGAAGAUUCACAACGUCAAUGUUGAAACACCAAAAGGAGCACAACAGUUGGCUAUGAGGGAUCUGCUCGUGUGGGUUCAGAAGAACUUGAUCAAGGAGAGGCCUGAAAUGUUCAUCAAGGGAGACACAGUGAGACCUGGUGUCCUAGUCCUUGUGAACGAUUGUGACUGGGAGCUCAGCGGCCAACUGGAUACCACACUGGAAGAGAAGGAUGUGGUAGUUUUCAUUUCAACUUUACAUGGUGGUUAGUGAGUGCGAUCAGAUGAUUGUUAAAUGAAAAUGGAUGCGAAUGACUACACAAUGCAGUUAAUUGUACCAUAUAUAAGAGCAAUUGGAGAAGAACGAAUAGAGAAGAACAUGAAAGUUUCUUUAUCGAUAUGGAAGUGACUGUAUUUUUUA
This is a messenger RNA of Syzygium oleosum, 579 nucleotides long. RefSeq names its product ubiquitin-related modifier 1 homolog 2. The transcript has 4 exons. NCBI's taxonomy places the organism in Eukaryota, Viridiplantae, Streptophyta, Magnoliopsida, Myrtales, Myrtaceae. The coding region runs from base 130 to 429 and encodes 99 amino acids. Gene Ontology annotation, molecular function: protein tag activity. Gene Ontology annotation, biological process: tRNA thio-modification; protein urmylation. Gene Ontology annotation, cellular component: cytoplasm; nucleus. The record is from RefSeq and is a predicted model, not a curated record.